AUGAAAAAUCAUUGUGCAGAGCAUACAAGAUCACAUGAGUUUGUGUGUUUUGCUUGUAAUGAACUCAUGUGCUCAAGAUGUACAAUAAAUCACAAUAAUGACCACCCAGAUCAUGUUCAACAAUACGAUCAUAUCGAUAAUAUCAGACAUUAUUUAAAUAAUUUGAAUUUAUCAGAAUCAGAUAAUAGUAAAAAUAACAACAAUAGUUAUAAUGUUAAUAAUAAAGACAAUUUACAUCUUAAAGCGAUUUGGGAAACAUUAAAGACAUCAACAUCUCUAUAUCAAUCAUUAUCAGCAACAGAAGAUGAAAUCAAACAACAUUUUGAACAAUUACAUCAAUAUCUUGUAAUUGAGGAACAUAAACUAAGGGGACCAAUCAUUAAUGAUAAUGAUACAAUCAUUAAUCAAAUAGAUAGCAAUAUAAAUCAAUUGAAAUAUAUAGUUAAUAUUAUAAAUUUAAAUAAUAAAUUAAAUAAUAAAUUAGAAUAUAACAGUAUUGAUAAUAAUGAUGAUAGUCAGUCAAUAACAGAAGAUACAACCGAACAAUAUUCAACAACAACAAUAAUGAAAUCAAUCAUCUCAAGUUCAUCAUUAGAAACAUUCAUCUCAGAUAAUAAUCAAACAUUGUUCAAUGAUGAUCAUGAUCCAUUCAAUAUCGAUGAACUUAUCAAACAAUACAACAAUGAUUCAUCAUCAUUAUUAUUGGAUAUCAUUCAUAAAUACAACAAUCAAUUCAAUAUGACAACUGAAAUCAAUGAUAAUAAUAAUAAUAACAAUAAAACAUCAUCAAUACAAUCAUUAUCAUACAAAUUAAAAAUCAAACAACCUGAUUUCAAUCAAUUGAAUUCAAUUAUCAAUAGAUCAAUCAAACUUAAUAGAGUCGUGGAAUCAUCAUUAUUAACAACAAACAACGAUGAUAAUAAAUCUUCAUACAUUUUCACAACACAUAGAUCAAGAGGAGCAACACUUAUCAACACAUCAAAUAACAAUUCAAUCGAACAAUUAGAUUUAAAUUAUGAUUUUUAUAAUACAUACCAAUCAAUUGUUUCAAUUGGUGAAUAUAUCUAUGUAUUCGGUGGUUCCGACAAUCCAAAGAAAUGGAUGAAAUUCUCAAUGAAAUCGAAAUCAAUUGAACAUAUUGGGGAUUUCAAAGGAAUCAAAGGUGAUAGGUAUUUUCCGGUUUGUUAUGAUGGUCAAGAUCAUAUCUAUUUGGUUAUUGAUUUUCCUAAAGUUAAAAUCGAUCGAUUCAACAUCAAUACAAUGACAUUUGAAAGAUAUUAUCAAUUACCAGAUGAAUAUGAUGAUCAAAUAUCAGCGAUGAUCUUCAAAGGUUCCUUAUAUUCAAUAUCAUAUAAAGAAAAUAAUAUAUUAAAGUUGGAUUUGGUAAAUAGCACAAUAACAAAUCAUCAAAUUGACAUUGCACCAUUCAGAUCAUGCCAUGAUAACAAUGGAAAUUUCUUUAUAUACGAUGAAGUCACCAAACGAUUGAUCAAAUACAAUGUAGAAAGUAAACAAUCAUCCAAUCUCGAGCCUAUUCCUAAGGAAAAUGAAUGUCUAUUUUUAAUAUAUCACCAAGAAUCACCAACAUCAAGCUUUAUCUAUUCAUUUGGUGGUGUUAGACAAGGCAAUUUCAAAUAUUCAGUCGAAGACGAUGAUUGGAAAUCAUUCUUGGAGGAUGAUAAAUUCGAUAGAGAAUGGUGUGCAUCUACAUCAAUACAAUAUUAG
This is a messenger RNA of Heterostelium album PN500, 1725 nucleotides long. RefSeq names its product kelch repeat-containing protein. Gene Ontology annotation, molecular function: protein binding. Lineage: Eukaryota; Evosea; Eumycetozoa; Acytosteliales; Acytosteliaceae. The transcript has a single exon. Bases 1 to 1725 code for a protein of 574 amino acids. The record is from RefSeq and is a predicted model, not a curated record.